Messenger RNA from Saimiri boliviensis boliviensis (Bolivian squirrel monkey), 156 nucleotides. It is a transcript of the gene KRTAP19-2, whose product is annotated as keratin associated protein 19-2. The record is from RefSeq and is a predicted model, not a curated record. NCBI's taxonomy places the organism in Eukaryota, Metazoa, Chordata, Mammalia, Primates, Cebidae.
AUGGACUAUGGUUACAGCUGUGGAUUUGGCAGUUUUCACAGAUUGGGCUAUGGCUAUGGCUAUGGAGGCUGUAAAUAUAGUUGUGUCUACAGAGGCUAUGGAGAUGGCUGCUCUUACCCAUCAUGGUACAGAGGAUAUGGAUUCACUGGCUUCUAA